AUGUUGGGAACUCUUGAAGAUCGAGUCAUAUGUUUACUCUGCGAAGAAAAUGAGACUAAAAGAGAAAAAUGUACUUUGAAACAUAUUCACCGGCAUCUUGGGUACAAAAAAUAUGCUUGUAAAGGAUGUGGUUUUUCAUGUUACACAGAUGACGAAGCGAUGGUCCACAAAUAUAAAUUGAAACACCUCAUUUUGAACAGAAAUAACGAGUAUAAGGAAGCACUUUCAAACCUGAUUUAUUUCAACUGUUUGCAAGCUGCUGAAUUUGGCUUGAGUGCUGUUGUUUCAAAUGGAGUUAUUAAUAUUGACUGCUUAACGCAAAAAAAUGGUUGUAGAAGGCUGCCGAAAGAAACUGAGAAGGCAAAGAAAUCUCAAAAAAAAGAAGAGAGUUUAAGUGACCGUUCAAGUAGAGGGAAUUCGAUUAAGGCUACUGAAUCAGUAAGCUCAAAAAGCCGACAUACUGUGGAGGACAAGCAAAAUGCGAAUGCAAAGGACAACGGAGUGGACUUAAAUAAGCCAUCGUCAUCAAAAAUGAUUAGGGAUGAUGCAAGCUCUAGUGCGGUUAGAGAAGUUGAUUUGGAAAGGUCGAUAAAAAUCAGUAGUUCUAAUGCAAAGUCUCAUUCGUUUAACUUGGGCAAACAUGGUCAUCUGAUGACUCCAUCCGUCUCCGAGCAGAAUUCUUCGAGCACCAGUGUGACUGUCCCGUUGUUGCAGUCAAAUAAUGCACAGACUUCGAAAUGUCGCAAAUGUGGCGAGGAAGUUAACACUGGCUAUGUUGCCCGAAAAACUCAUCUUUUGGAAAAGCAUUUCUCUAAGAAAGUAGACUCGUUUUCAGAAGUGGAUAUUUGUACGGAGUUGCGUUUGUGCUUUCCAGCUUCUGUUAUUUAUAGUGACGAACAGUGUCUUGAGUGUGGUAAGUUUGUGAAAUCAGAAAAAGGGCGAAGGACGCAUGUUGCAUCUCAGCAUUAUAGGCAAAGAAUUGAAUGCGUAGUUCCUGGGUGUGGCCUGUAUGAGGGGAACCCAAGUGACUUAAAAAAGCAUAUUGAAAGUGUCCACGGUGUUCCACUUUCAACAGCUGCUUCUGGUGAUACGUUUCGUCUUUUUUCAUUCGCCAAAAGGGAUUUUAAUUUUGCACUUUCCAUGCAGCUUAAAAAGUAUUUUCCAUUUGAUUUGCCGACACGUAACGCACCGACUAGUAGCGUUGAGCGUAGCCGCGGUAUUCUACCGACAAUUAGUAGUGAACGUGGCCUUGCAAGUGAAGUUAAUGCGGAUGAAAAACUAUCUGAAAACAAAAUCGAAAUGCCGGCGUCUUUGAAUCGGCUACCAUCUUUCCCGGCCGUUGGUUCCAGGAAUUGUGAACAAGUGCCAGAUCAAGAAAGGAAAAUGAAGUCGGAAGUUUAUCCGGCCGUUGAGGCUAUUGCCUGCCAUCGUGUUGAAAAUAGAACUGAAAGUCUUCCUGCCCCGUCAAAACAGCGAUUAAGUAGCGGAACAAGUGCUUCAGCUUCAACCUGCAUUCAGAAAUCCAAGAGUCUUGAAAAUGUGAAAAGAAAUUUGCCGGUUGAAAUCGGCGAGAAGAUUGUGCCUGUAAACUUAUAUGCGUCCCAUGCACGUAAAACCCUCCUUCCUAAAGCUUCGGAACCGUUAGGUUACUCGGUCCAACUACAAAGAUGUUCUGACCAAAGAUUAACAAGCGGCACAUUCCGUGGUCCGUUACCUUUGGAUGAUUAUCAUUCACCGCAUUCUUGCAGUUCUGUGAUUAAAUGUGGUCCAAUUGACGGUGGUCCUUCUAGUGGUCAUAUUAGCCGGCCAUCUUGGUCAUAUAAUGCAGUACCUUUUGGUCGUGCAUUUAACCAGUGUAACAUCGAUUCGUGGAAUACAUAUCUGUCUAGGGUGCUCGAUAAUGGAAGUCAAAAAACAUUUCCAUCUAAGAAAGGGAACAAGCGUGGAAAGGGCUCAGCGAAGUCGCUUAAGGACCAUCGAAGAAACAGGUCUCCACGUAAGGGUCAUUCAAAGAAAAGGGAAAAGGAUAGUAGGAAGUCAGGAAAGUCAAAGAGGGGGCCAAAAAAGGUGGAUUUAAAAAAGACCAGUGACACUAAGAGUAAAAGUAACCGGAGGCAAAAUUUUCCCAGACCAAUUGUUCAUACUAGUCAAGUACGAGAAACCCAUCAAAGUAAAAAGGAGGUGCAGUUUGCUGAGAGGAAAAGACAUGGGAAUUUUGCCCUUGAAAGUACCGAGGAUGCGAAAAAGUCUGUAAUAAAAAAGGAACGACCAAGUACUCCAAAUGUGGAAGUGGGACCUCUUCGACAGGAUUCCAAAGAGAAGAAAGUUCUGUCGAAUGUAAGAGAAGUCGUAGAAACAGUUUCAGAUGUUGCUCUGCAAUAUCCUACAUCAAAUUUUUUGUCAAUUGCUGAAAAAAAUAAAAGAAGUGGAGUGCGCAGUGACGGCCAGCCAAUUAAAAAGAAACGUUUUCUUUCUGACGAUUUCAAUAACGACGGAGAUAAUAAAGUAAGUAUCAAGGUCGAAUUAUGUGAAGAGGACUCACAACAGUCUGUCAAAACAUCAAAUAAAAAGUGA
This is a messenger RNA of Enterobius vermicularis (human pinworm), 2574 nucleotides long. The record is from the annotation of a GenBank genome assembly. NCBI's taxonomy places the organism in Eukaryota, Metazoa, Nematoda, Chromadorea, Rhabditida, Oxyuridae.